Messenger RNA from Ficedula albicollis (Collared flycatcher), 1326 nucleotides. Its product is annotated as ribosyldihydronicotinamide dehydrogenase [quinone]-like. Gene Ontology annotation, molecular function: NAD(P)H dehydrogenase (quinone) activity. Lineage: Eukaryota; Metazoa; Chordata; Aves; Passeriformes; Muscicapidae. The record is from RefSeq and is a predicted model, not a curated record. Gene Ontology annotation, cellular component: cytosol.
AAGUCCUGAUAGUCUAUGCACAUCAAGAGCCCAAGUCUCAAUGGAGCUUUGUUGAAGAUUGCUGUGGAAGAACUGACCAAGCAGGGCUGCAGUGUCACCGUGUCAGAUUUAUACGCCAUGCAGUUUGAGCCCAGAGCAACAAGAAAUGACAUUGUUGGUCGCCUGCACAACUCAGAAGCGUUCAAUUAUGGUGUGGAAACCUGGGAAGCUUACAAGAGAGGAGGUUUGUCCAAAGACCUGGUUGAAGAGCAGAAGAAGGUGCAGGAAGCAGACCUGCUGAUUUUUCAGUUUCCCUUGUUUUGGUUCAACAUGCCUGCGAUCCUGAAGGGCUGGAUGGACAGAGUCUUGGUCCAAGGCUUUGCUUACGAUUUGUCAAAGGCCUAUGACGGUGGUUUGCUCCAGGGCAAAUUAUCCUUGUUUUCUUUCACCACGGGAGGAACCAAAGAGAAGUAUGCAAUCAGAGGUGAUAUUCGUUAUCUCCUGUGGCCCAUGCAGCAUGGAAUCAUGCACUUCUGUGGUGUCAAGGUCCUUGAACCUCACAUCUGUUAUGCUCCAGCUUUUGUCUCUGAGGAGAAGAGAAAGGAGAUGCUGACUGCCUGGACCCAGCGUCUGAAGACUCUUUGGAAGGAAGAGCCCAUAGACUGCUCUCCUGACUGGUAUUUCAAGUAGUGUUCAGGUGCAAGACUACAGAGAGAAGAUUUUUUUUUUCACCAUUCUUUUUGAUGCUCUAUCUAAAUACUUGAACACUAAUCUCCUAAUUCAAAGGCAUUUUAAGAAUCUUAAAUACUACAUCUAGCAGUUUAACUGACAACAUAGCAUUUAUCUUCACUGAUUCCCUAGGCAUUCCCUUCAAGGAUGGGUACAAAACUCUUUGUGAAGUUCUCCUUGCUGACAUAAACAGUGUCAUCCUGCCUCCUUGUGGUUGAUAACACAUGUGGUAAUUCAUGGCAGAUCAUACCAUUGCUGCUUGUGAAACAGUACAUGGCCAAGUUUACUUUAACACUUUUUGUACCAUUUGCCACUUUUUUUCCUUUACCAGGGACUAUGGUAAAGGAAAUUACCCAACUUGUCAUUUAAGAGCCCAAGAUUGAUUGUGAGAUCCUACGCUUGUGCCUUAAAGCAACAAAACCAGAUCAUGAGUAGUGUUACAAAAGGAUGUUGCAAAGUAUCUUAAACAGCUGGAAGGCUUGUGGGCAGCCUCAGACUUUUAGAGACAUUUACAAAGCAACGUUAAAAUCUUAUCAGAUACCAGAAAAGGGAAAAAAUAAAUGCAAAUUUUGUACAUUAGUAUGCGUGUGAUUUGCCUUCCUUUGUAGGCUACAACUU